Messenger RNA from Paramuricea clavata, 1857 nucleotides. The record is from the annotation of a GenBank genome assembly. NCBI's taxonomy places the organism in Eukaryota, Metazoa, Cnidaria, Anthozoa, Malacalcyonacea, Plexauridae.
AUGAACAUCGCCAUUUACGUGUUCGUGGUAUUGGCCGUCAAGAAUGGCAGGUCCGAGCCAAAUACGGUUUUAUUCACAAAGAUGGGAAAGACAGCGGUCCAAACCUCGUUUGGACACAUGGUAGUGGAACUGCCGAUUAACGAUGUUUACGAGGCUUUCGAAGACUUGUCCGACCUUACCAACGCCGUUGUGAAAAAGGCACAUGGACAGAAAACGGAACAAAUCCGGUUAGAGCUGUAUCAAAUGAAGAGGUUGUUGAGCAAGGUGCAGUUAGUCUGGUCGCUCGCAAGUCAGAAGACCAGAGAGUACACCCCUUUCGAAUUGGAUCACAGCAACGUGUUUAACGACACACUGUGGUCCAUGGACAGCCGGUCCGACGCGGCGGCGAGAGGUAAAAGAAACGCCAUAGUCAACAAGAUCGCCGCGACGACGGGAAUACUUAAUCUGGCAGCUUUUGGAUUGUCUUUGUACAACCGCAAUCAGUUGGGCAAAAUAUUUAAAGCUGUAAAAGAAAACAAACACAGUCAAUAUUUAGUAGCAGAACAAGUAGAUACUAAUCAAUUAAGAAUUUUCAACGCAACUGUACAUAUAGAUAACGUAGAAAGGGCAAUGCGUGAAAGAAUUCAAAUAUUAGCAGACGUCACGGCAGAAGGAGUAGCAAAAACACUUCUACAAGAUGUCCGUAUCCUUCAAACAAAUUUUAAAACAGAAUUAACUGAUUUUAUCAAUGCAUUAGUGGCACUGACGGAUCACAGAUUCUCCCCUAUGUUGGUGGACCCAGAAAAACUAGAGAUUAACUAUCAAAAGUUACUGAGAAAAGCAAGAGAUCAUGAUCUCAAGCCGCUGACGGAAGACGCGGGUUUAUUGUUCCAAUCAGUCACAAACGUCAUAACAUCAACAGAGGGGAGACUCUACGCAGUUGUACACAUUCCCCUAUAUAAGGGAGAUUUAAUGACAUUAUACCGCUACGUCCCCGCACCUUUCUUUAUACACGGUAACAUAGCAGUAAAAAUAGCAGCAGAUUAUCAAUAUAUUGCAUUAAACCCAGCGGGGACGAUGGCGAAGCAAUUAACAGCAGCAGACUUACAAAACUGUAAAGAAAUAAAUCACAUUUAUCACUGUCCUAGAGAAAAUGUAAUAAAUAAAAACUUGAAAGACUUAUGUUUAUACAAUUUAUACCACCAGAAUGUGGAUAAAAUAGAAGACACAUGUACAGUCCAAGUUUUCAAUUUAAAGUCCCACGCGGUCCAGCUGUCAGGUAACGAGUUUAGAAUCCUGUCGACGGAACCGGUACAAUUAGUCCAAGAUUGCGGGCCGUACCAGGACCCAACAGUUACCACCAUCCAAGGGGUCCACAUUCUGAAGUUAACAACAGAAUGUCCAACAGCUAACACACCUACGCACUUGUUCACCACAAACCCUCAGGUCGUGGAGUACCAAGAUAUACUAUCUCUACCGUUGAUAACAAAAGCAGAUUCCUGGCUAAAAGAAACAAUAAAUGAAGAAAAGGCCUCGAAAUUAAAUGAAAUCAUAGAAAACUGGAAGACAACAAGCAUCCAACCAAUCCCGAUCCACGCAUUGAGAUCGCAACUAAAAAAUUACGAAUGGAACAAGAUGAUAAACGUCAUAACACAUGUACAGUACGGUAUCACUAUGUUCUGCACUCUCGCUCUAGCCUAUGUAGGGGUACAGCACUUCUGCAAAUUAAGCAACAAUUAUUGUAUGCGACACAUUAAAACGCCAAAGUGGUGUUCGGGUAUAAAACGUACGCGUCCCGGUCCAACUGCUCCAUUAAGACAAAUUGAAGGUACUGAUAUGAUUUCCGGUGAAGAGUUAAAAUUAUUCCAAGAAUCGUAG